AUGGAGUCUGAGGACGGUAUCACCGUCCGUCCCAUGAGACUGAAGGUGUUCUACACGUUUGACAAUGAGAAUAAGACGAACUGCUUAGCUCGCUGGCCACAUGUGCUGGAUCUCCAGACUGCCUACCUGGAUGAGCAGACUCAAAUCGGUGUUAUUGAAUUGAAAACAUGCAUCCAGGCUAUUGUUUCUGCCAGUCCUGAGUUGGUGGCGCACUUGGGUAAGGACUACACAGUCUAUGCUUACGACUACUCCGAAUACGAAACGCCCUUGGUUGGUCAGGGAAUGUUAUCGUGGGUGCUUGCAUCCGCGUCUCCGACGCCAGAUGCUCCCGCUCACCAGUCGAAGACAAUGGUCACAGGCCGUGUGUGCAAGAAUCCCGUGGGUCUUUUCUCCAAGGGAGUUCAUGAGACCUUAGAAGUCAAGCUGCGGCUAGUUCCAGUGCCUACAGUGAUGCAAAGCGAGUAUCUCGACAGCAUGCAGAAGUACCGUGAACUGAGCAAUGUUAUCCCGCAAGAUUUCGAUGCCCAAAGCUGGACGAAUUUCUUCAGACAGAACCCUGCCCUACUUGAGGCUUCCAGGAGCCAGAAUCAGGCUAGUGGAGCUUCACCAAAGGAUCAAUCGGGCAUCGAGCGCGUUCAUCAACUCCUGAGUGAUAGUACUACGCCACGGGAAUACCCCAGUUAUUCAACCAACGAAUCGAUUCGGUCAUCCUCGCCAACGCACUCAUUCGGUCCUCCUAGCCGUAUGUCAACUCCCGCUGGGACUCGCACUCCGGCGCACAACCACCAAGCCCUCCAGUCUCGACAAAAUUUCUCUCAUAGUGAUAUGAUCCGCCCUUCAUCGAGUGCCUCCAUGCGCGAUAACGAUCAUCGGCCCCACCCCUUUGAGAACCGUGCGCGCAGAGACUCCUUUCAAUCCGGCUAUGGCAGCGGUGGAGAGGAUGGACCAGAGCCUCAGCAACGCAAGAGAGCGAAGCUUUAUCAAGCUGGCUGGCCAGGGAAAUCAGAUAUGAACAUUGAACGACAACCAAGUUCACUACGGGUGGCUGCCAGCACUGCAGCCUCUGUUCGGAUUCACCGUCCAACUCCAAUCAACCCUGCGUCCCGAGCAGAGCAAUCCCAAGAAGAGCCCAUCCGUCCCCCAACUCCCAUAUCCAAUCCUUUGCAAUUCUCUCGACGGGCGCGACUGCCAUCAAGUCUGUUGCGCGAGAGUUCUACACAAAGCAACAGCUCUUACACCUCUCCUUAUCAAUCCAGCGAUGAUCAACCGCAGGAACAGCUCGUUCACUCGCCUGAAGACCGCUACCAAGGCCUUUUUGAGGCAGCCUUUAAUAUGCCCUCGUCACCUCCGGUUAUGGAAUCUCGAUUCCCGACUCAGUCGAGCCCUAACCUGCCUCCGUUCUCAAUCGAGACGGACUCUGGCUUCAUGAGUGGAAGUUUGGAUGACUUUGUUGACGAUGGUGCAGCUACACCUGUGGAAGAGACACAGAAGUCCAAUCGUCGCCGUGCAGACGGUGGAAACCGCUCACGCUCCGUGCUCUCUACAGUCCAAGCCACAUCUCCUAUGAGUGCCACUGGUCUAGUGUCUGAGGUCAUGACGGAUCCCAUGAUCGUCAGCGAGACUGUGAUUGAUUUGAGAUCACACCAAGCCGCUCAAAUGCCUCGUCCGAGUACUUCGUCUGGGUCAAGACCGUCUUCGCGCGCCAGCGCUCGACCAACACCCAAAUCACUGGCACCUGCUCCUAUGUCGCAGAGUGAGAUUGAGCACAUGAUGCGAGCGGCGCCGACCGGUGAACCCGGCCCGACUGUCCAGCCUCCAUCUUGGCCUCCUCAGGCAGGUGCUGGAAUCAUGAGUGACUUUUCGAUCGCGGAAACACCCCCACCCCAACCCGAGUCUUCGCGAAAGGCGCCUCGCAGCGGAGGUGGCGCGCGUAGAGCAAAGCAGGUCCAGGCGAAGCUCGAUGCGGCUAUUGCAGAAGGCAUCAUCCCCCCCUUACUACGAGUCUGGACAAAGGACAUUGUUGGUACUGAACAAGAUGCUAAAAAGAUGCAGAAACAACAAGGUCUUUUGUUCUGGGAGGCCACUGAGAGAAACGACCAGCAAGAAGUGGCCAGAUUCAGAAUCUACAAAAAGGGACUAGGAAUCAGUCCUGAGGGGGUUACUCCUGAGGAUGAAGGCUGGAACCAGCUGCUUCUCUGCAACCCGUGUGGCCUGUGGAUACACAAGUUCAGGACUAUGCGCCCUCCGGAUCGUUGGAAUGGCAAACCUCCUGCAUCCACAAGGAGCAAAAAGGCCAAGCGUCCUCCCAAAAAUCGGAAACGGAGUGGCGGACUGCCUCCGAAACCUUCCACGCGUGCUCGCAGCAAGGCUAACGCUGCCCGUGCUGUUCACUCCUCUCCGGCUCCCACCGAUGCUUCAUUUGAGUUGAAUGGAGAGGGUGAGACACCCAACGUCGACAAAGAAAACGAUCCUCGCCAUGACACCCAGCAAACUCAGGAUUCCGAUGAUGAAGCAGAUCAUCCGAGCAAGCGAAGACGAGCGAAUAGUGCAGAGCCAACCCGCUCCACCGAGAAAUCUGGCUGGGACGAAGGCGAAGCUCUCGAUGCGUUGCGACUUGCCAUACAAUCGAGUCCGGCCAGAAAUAUGGAGACUCGAAAAAUCUCUGCUACUGAAGAGAACAACUUAACACCUAAGCCUGUACGUCGUGCCCUUUUUGCGUCUUCUCAAAAGGAAGGGCCGCUGAAGGAACUGGGCUCGUCAAUGUUGAAUAGCUGCUCGCCCCGCCGUAGUCCGCGUCUUUCUCGCACAGAAAAGCAAAUGCAGGCAAAAGAGAACAUGACGGCUGCGAACGAUGCUAUUGACGAACUCUUCGAGGGCUCUGCUUUGGACUUUGAUCUUCCUGUCAGUCCCACUCCUCGGCGCCGACUCACGCGUCCCGCACUGCAUGAGAGACGUCAAUCAUUACCGUGCAACUCGCCCACUGGCCCUAAGCGAGAUACUGUCUCUGCCGAGAAUACCACUCGACUUGCUGCGGAGCGAUUGCAACACAUUCAAGACAGUCCGAGUCGAUUCUCGCGCAUACAAGCCUCUCCUAAGAAGUCGCCCGCUAAGCGAGGGAGCUCGGCACUGCCCGACAUUAGCUUGCAGCCUGAACCAUUCACGGCUCUCGAUGGUAUGAUUCUUGAUAUUUUUGAGGAUCUACCCACCAGUCCCAAUUUAUUUCAGCUUGGGCAUGAAAAGUUCUCAAGUAACAAUUGGGCGGACUGGCUUCCCUCAAAUUACGUUUCUCCCGCCGGGUCGGGUGAUGAGAAUGGCUCGCCUGACGCUCUCAUUGAUUCCAUUUUCUCUGAUGAGACACUUCUCAAGGAGGACAAUCUUAAUUCACAUUUCAAUCCUUUCAAUUUUGCUGCCGGCGUGAUUCCCGACUCCGGCUUCUUCAGUUCCGAUGCUCUUCCAACUGAUGUCGCUACUUCCAAGAUGGCCAAUGCUUUGAAGGAGCACAAGCAGUCAGCGCCUUCUGAUGCAUGA
Messenger RNA from Penicillium diatomitis, 3528 nucleotides. RefSeq names its product putative GATA transcription factor (Ams2). Gene Ontology annotation, biological process: regulation of transcription by RNA polymerase II; rDNA heterochromatin formation; silent mating-type cassette heterochromatin formation. NCBI's taxonomy places the organism in Eukaryota, Fungi, Ascomycota, Eurotiomycetes, Eurotiales, Aspergillaceae. The transcript has 3 exons. Bases 1 to 3528 code for a protein of 1175 amino acids. The record is from RefSeq and is a predicted model, not a curated record.